Messenger RNA from Daphnia pulicaria, 5971 nucleotides. It is a transcript of the gene Tmem131, whose product is annotated as transmembrane protein 131-like. NCBI's taxonomy places the organism in Eukaryota, Metazoa, Arthropoda, Branchiopoda, Diplostraca, Daphniidae. The transcript is spliced from 14 exons. Gene Ontology annotation, cellular component: membrane. The record is from RefSeq and is a predicted model, not a curated record. Bases 356 to 5470 code for a protein of 1704 amino acids.
UGUAUUAUACAGUAAAACCUGUUGUUCCAUUAUCACAUUUCUUGUUUCACCUGCCAUAUCUCUGACCAGUCAGAAAGAAACGAUGGUAACUGAAGAAGAACAUUUCCGUAGCAGCCGUUUUUUCAACAGUGAAAUGACGUCAUUAACUGGACUUGCCGUUUAGCCCUAAGGCUAGUGGAAAAUAGUGGAAUUCGGAAUUGCGGAUCUCGUCGACCCACACUGAGAUAUUUUGUUGAAUUCAAGACAGUAAGCAGCAAUCGUGAGAUACGUGUAAAAGAAGGUUCUUCAAUCUGGGGUGUAAGGAUAAGCCACUAUAUAUUAGGCACAUGAUCGACGAGAAGAAACGAUUUCCAGCAUGAUCUGCUGCAGAAAUUGUGCAAAGACAGCAGUAGUUCUUACAGUCUUGGCCCCUCUUCUUACUUUGGUUGUUUUGGGAGUAAGCCAUGACAAAAUUGGCUCUAGCCAGAACAUUAGGCAGGAGGAAGGAAAACCAGUCCAACCAAUUGCAAAUCAUGUCAAGAAACAGAGCAAUUUGAUAACAGAUAGUCAUGGAAGUCUGUUGUUUGAUCCUCCGCUUCUUGAUUUUGGAGACUGUGCUGUUAGUGUUGUGUGGAGGCAAAAAGUCAAUAUCAAGAACAACAGGAUUAACGAAAAGCCCAUCAACAUCCUUUCAAUCUCUGGUUCAUCACUUCAUUUCCACUGUUCAUUUGUGGAGGAUAAAGUACUUGAGUCAUCGGCAAAUACUUCUUUUGAAGUAGUUUUCCUUAGCAGAGAGGAGGGAUAUGUAGAAGACACCUUGUACAUCCACACCACCAGGGGUUCAUUCCCCUAUCGAAUACAAGCCCGCGGUCUUCCCAAUCCUUUUCUUGCUAAGCCAUUCGUUAACGUACGGAUUCCGGUCAAUACAACUUUUUCCCCACUAAUUCAUCUCUACAACCCGUUUGCAUCCGCACUACAGGUUCUAGAAAUGUUCGGCAGUAGCUGCGACAUUCAUCUGGAAAUGCCGAUGGGGGGAGAGCGCGAAAACGAAUCGCUCGACUGGUGGCUCAUCCCACCACAUCAAAGCAAAGCCAUUGCCAAAGUCAACUUUCUGGCCAUGAGAGCGCUUAACGUCACUGCUUUCGUAAGGAUACGAACCAACUAUACAGCUCAUCCUCACGGCUCACUGAUGUUGCCCAUCAGUCUGGAAGUGACUAGUCAGCCGUUACUUUUUUGCCCUCAGCAGUACCUUGACUUUGGAGUAGUCGAUGCCAACGAUCCUCCCAAAACGCUUAAACUUUUUGUGAUAAAUUCUGGCAAUCGACCCAUCACCGUUCAGACCGUGACGGCGAUGCCACUAAGCGAAGGAUUGUCGAUCGAAUUCAGUCCAGUCAAGGUCCCGCCAUCUCUGACAACACCGACCUUGGUCGCCCUAGUUUCAUUUAAUCCUUCUAGUGUGAGUCAACUGAGAACGGCCAGCGGUCGAAUUGUGGUCCAGUCCAAGAGUGGCCAAUUCAAAGCUACCGUCGGCUAUCAAAUCACGGUUGCGGCCAGUUACUUGCGGUAUAAUCGUUCGUCGACUCAAUUUUUGGCCAGCCAACACCUGCAACUGCCGUCGUGCCAGACACUAAGUGUCGAUAAUGAAUUUGCCCUCCCCGUCGACGUUCUAAGCGCUGCUCUCUCUCCACAGGAGUACAUUGAAGCGCGGAAUUUCAGUCAGACGGUUUUGAGAACUCGGGAGCAAGGAUUGUUGUUGCAACUGUGUUUAGUGAAAAUGCCACCUCUUCUCGGGACACCGUUUGUGGUUAAUCUCCAUCUGAAAACGAACGCCUCGGCCGGGCUGGACAUUCCUGUGAGCGUCUUUUCCGGCAAAGUCGUUCCCAUUUGGAGAGACGAACAGGAAGAGGACGAAGAACCCGAAUCGAGAAGGAACAAUUCAACGAAUCGUUUCAUUGGUUGGCUCACGGAAGGUUCCAGCAAAGAAAUCCACCUGGCUUUGUGGAAUCCCAAUCCCGUGGGAGUCUCCCUUCAAGGGUGGGGUACGAAUUGCAGCAACGCCGUCCUGACGUACCUCGGUAGCGAAAGCGGAACGCCAGCUCAAUUCAAGAGCCGCUUUCACUUUGGCAAUUUGACGAUGGCGACGACCGUUCGACCGGGAAGCUUUGCCGUUUUCCAAUUACAGAUCCUGAUGCAACAAGACGAAGCGCGGGAGGUUGAUGUUUCUUCAGCGUUGUUCGUUCACGUGCGCACCGUUUUAGAAACGGUGGCAAUUACACUGCGUUAUCGGACCGUGACAGGAAGCAUUCGAACCAUUCCUGAUCCACUUCCCUGGAAAGCCAAUUUUUUAGAUCCAUACUUGACUACAGAGGUCCGCCUCAAUUCGACACUUAAUGAAUCUGUGACGGUGGUGGGUUUCCAAGCUCCAGCGCCCUUUCAGCACAAGCUGAGUUUUAACCUGUACAACGGCAAUACGUCUUCGAUCAUCCACGCCAUGCAAUCGGCCGGCGUCGCUCGACUGGCCUAUCCGCUUGACUGGCAUUGCGCCGCAUCUCCCCUCAGUAAAUUAGUGAGCGACUGGCAAUUGGGUCAGCAACGUUGGUGGAACGCUCUCGGCGAUCUUGAUCUGACAACAUCACUCUAUCGCUGCUAUGAAUCUCUGAGUCAAUCCAUCUGGAAUCAGGUGGCAUCGGUGAAGCUCGUCACCAAGGAGAUUGGCUUCACCGAGAUGCCCCUGCGGGUGGACGUGAAUUGGCCGCGGUUAGCUACAAAGCGCCGGCUUCAUUUCCCCUUGACCGAAAUGGGACGCAGCAGCCGAAUGGAUUUGAAAUUGGCCAACCCGACGGCCAGCGUCGUCCUGGCGCAGAUCCUCUGGCUCGAAGACGCACAAGUGGAGAUGAAAGAUUUGGUGUCCAAGUUGCCGGCCCAUUUGACAGAAGGCAUUGAAUUGCCUUCCUUAGGUGGCCUCAAAAAGAAUAAACAGUUGCAACAGAACCUGAAACGUUCGGCGUUUGUGCUGACAGAGGCUGAGGGCGAUGAACAGCAAGAGUCGCAGGAUAGCGUCAUGGUCUAUUUGACACCUGGCUCCCAAGCACAAUUAAGCGUGACGUUUAGUCCUACCACAGACCUCAAGUACCGAUCGCUGCUCGUCAUCAAGAACAACGUGACAGGCCUGGAACUGGUGAGUCUAUCGGGGCAAGGACAAUCGGCAAAAUUCUUGCUGGCAAACCGCAAGCCCGGCUCGACGCAACCGCUCCUUUUCGACAUCGGAGAGCAACACCUCAAAAAUUGCGAGACCGGGCCCAAUGGCGGCGGUUCGUGGCAGAGUCGUUUCCAGUAUUUGCUGCCUAGUGUGACAGUCAAGCGAACGUUUACGGCCAGAAAUCGCGGCCCUUUCCCCAUCACCAUCACGGGAUUCGACAUCAAUCAGUCGCCGUGUGAAGGCUACGGUUUCAGAGUUCUCCAGUGUCAGCCUAUGACGCUCUUGCCCAACCAAAGUCUCUCGAUGGAGGUGGCUUUCACGCCAGACUUCACCCAGACUCGCGUCGUUCGAACUCUGAGACUCCACUCGACCGUUGGUGGCCAGGACACUCCGCUCAACUACACGCUGAUGGCUACAUUACCAACUCAUAUGCUGGUCCUCUGUGCGGCCGUCCUUCCGCGACCCAACUGGGAGCAGUUCUUCUAUUACGGAUCGGUCGCCGUCUCCGUCUUUCUCCUGCUCUGUGUCGUCACGGCCGCAACUUUGGAAGCUGAUCGGAUCCUCCGUUCUGGCGUCGUCUCCAUGGUGACGGUCGUGGCCGCUCACUCUGCAACUCGGGAAGCGAGCGAUUUAGAAUAUUCGCCAUCCACUGCUGGCCAUUUGCUUGAUCUCAGGGCUGUCGGCAAGGAGGCAACCACUCAAUUGUCUUCGAAACCGGCUCCGUCUCCUCCUUCUGCCCUUUCUCCUUUAAUUGAGGUUAGCGCCAAAAGUACAACUGGGCGUGGCAAGAAGAACAAAUCCAAGAAUAAAUCACGAUCGGCGUUACAACCGACGGCUCCACUGGGGACGGUUAAGCCUCCCCUCGUCUCUUGGACCCCACCCGCUCCGAAACGUUCAGCCACACCUUCGCCCACCAUAAGCAGUUCGUCUCAGCGGAGCCAAACGCCCCCGCUGUCUGCGAACGUGCCUCCACCACAACCUUCACUGCCAGUACCGACUCUCAAAGUCGUCACUACCAAGGAGGAGACACGUUUGUUUAAACCUAAACCCAAUAAUAAGAAGACGAAAUCUAAAUCGACUCCUACUGCUCCUUCCACUAACGAAGACACGAAACAACAACAUGCAGCCAAAGCCGCUCCCGUUCAGUCCGUUACCCCUGUACUUGCCGUCGUUACUACUACUCCUUCACCUUCCAUCCUAGUUGUUGCCUCAUCACCACCCGUUCCAGCGCCACAGCCCACGACAACAACCACUGAUGAACCGAGUGAAAAGCGCGGACGAAGCUCUUCGGUUCCUUCAAACAACCGGAAUAAAGCCAACGUCACGCCGACUGUCCAAAAAACUAAAAAUCACCCGCCUCCUCCGCCGCAACCACCCAAGAGUUCCGCCACUCCACCAGUAAUUGUCCCAACAACAACGACCAGCGUUGCAACUGUUGUAGAGGCACCUAAAAAGAUGACCGAGACUGCAGCAGCAACCGUGACGGUGACAACAACAACAACAACAUCGACGGCAGCGACGCCUGUGGCUUCUGUUUGGCAACCACGAACGCACAAUAAAUCCUUGGUUAAAGCCCCUGUCACUCCUUUACUUCAGCAGACAACCAACCGUCCCCAACCACCUGUUGGUAAAAUCCUACCAGAAGUCCGACGCGUCACCGAAGAACAUCCGGUGCUGCCCAAACCGAUCGGUUAUCGACACGUUCGCGAAAAGGCUUCGCCACCGCCGCCGCCGACAUGUUCGACAUGGAACACAGAACCAAAUCAACCUUGGUACAGUUUGACUACACCUACGAGUCCACCAUCGGCUCCUUCCGGCGCCUGGUGGCCAGACGGAAGCAGCAACCCACUUCAUUAUCUGGAAUCUUCGCCCGACUGUUGGUUUGGAAUGCCCCGUCUGACUUCCGAUUACACUGAAUCGGCGAGUAUCGGCAGUUCUAUGUGGCCUGCCAGCUCCACUAAUCAAUCUGGAGGUCCUGCCACUCCCGACGUAUGGCCAGAAGUCCAGCCGAGCCCUCCAAGUCCAUUACUACAGACCCUAAACAAUACAGCUCCAGUGAGUCGUGUUUAUUCUCCAUGGUCUGUACCUCAUUGGUUCGACAUCACCCAGACGAGGCAGCAACAACAACGACAGAGUCAAGAUCCUUUGCUUCAUCUUAAUCCUCCUAACGUAGUUUCUACUAGCAACCAGCUGUUACAGAAUAACAGUCUGUGGGACUCUUCAGCAACACGCAACAACAAUAACAGUAGCCCACCCAGCAAUGAAUCUUGGCCGUCUUACUCCCAGUUUUAGUUUUGAUACGUUCACCUGACUCUUUUUUCUGGUGUACCCAGCUUAAUUGUUGCAUUCUUUAUUAUUAAUUUUUUUUUUCUGUUCCUUAUCGCGCCCUUUUAAUGUAGUGAAGAAAAGAGUGGACACAAAAUGAAGCAGCAUGGAAUAUGAAAACACGUCAUACCUCUCUCUGUGAGAUACGUUUCCCCCACGACGACGACACAAGAAACCAAGAUGAUUCGGGAUUAUCGCUUGUCGCAUGGUCCCGUUUUAUAUGUUGAAAAGCACACAGACAUACACACAGACGCUACACGUUUAAAUUGAUGUUGAUGCCAUAAAAACACAUGCCAGGAAACGGAUGCAGAGUUACAGGUCUCCGUUUUGAAAAAAUGGAACCCAGACCUCGGUUGAAGUUCCCGCUGCUGAUUAUAAUGAGCCUCCCUUAGAGAAAUUUCUCUAAUCCCUCAUAAAACAAAAUUAAGACACUUGAAUUGAAAAAUACAAUAAAGUGGAUAAAACUUU